Messenger RNA from Saccharomycopsis crataegensis, 1341 nucleotides. RefSeq names its product Xdj1 protein. Gene Ontology annotation, molecular function: ATP binding; Hsp70 protein binding. NCBI's taxonomy places the organism in Eukaryota, Fungi, Ascomycota, Saccharomycetes, Ascoideales, Saccharomycopsidaceae. Gene Ontology annotation, biological process: protein refolding; response to heat. The record is from RefSeq and is a predicted model, not a curated record. Gene Ontology annotation, cellular component: cytoplasm; cytosol; nucleus. The coding region runs from base 1 to 1341 and encodes 446 amino acids. The transcript has 3 exons.
AUGAUGAUAAAAAUGUCGGUUGAAGUUGAUUAUUAUGAGAUACUUGGGGUAGAAAAGACUGCCACUAACAUCGAAAUCAAGAAGGCCUAUAGAAAAGCGGCUCUCAAAUACCAUCCCGAUAAGAAUCCCGAUGAGAAGGCAGCAGAAAAAUUCAAAGAAAUCACUGCAGCUUAUGAAGUGCUAUCAGAUGAAGUGAAACGUAAUGACUAUGACGCUGGCGGAGUCAACGGGGGUAUGCCCGAUUUUGGCUUUGGCGGCGAAAACGAUUAUAGUGCUCAGGAUUUCUUUGAUUUCUUUAACGAAAUGAAUAUGGGCGGUGGUGGUGCUGGUGGUGCAGGUCACACCAAUGGAUCUCGUAAUGCUCAUGGACGUCGUCAUGGCAGUCAUUAUCAACAGGGAAAGACAGAAGAUGCACACUUAAAUGUCAAUGUAACACUACAGGAUUUGUUCAAAGGAAAGGUAGUCAAGAUAAACUCCACGAGAGACAUUCUUUGUCGAAUCUGCCAUGGUACAGGAUCAAAACCUAAUGCAGUGCCAAAGAAUUGUGCAGUUUGUAAAGGUGAAGGUUUUACUAGAAAGUUGAGAAGAGUUGGCCCAGGUAUGGUCACCACCGAUUACACAGAAUGUAAGAACUGUGGAGCUACUGGUAAAGUAUUUAGAUCAAAGGAUAAGUGCAAGAAGUGUGAUGGUUCAGGAUUGACCGAAGAGAAAAAGAUUUUAGAAUUCAAUAUUCCAAAAGGCUCAAAAUCUGGAGACUCGGUGACGCUAGAAGGGGAAUCAGACGAGGCUCCUAAUAAAAAGGCGGGAGAUGUCAUUCUCACAUUUGUUCAAACUGAUCAUCCAAUAUUUGAAAGAAAAGACAAUGAUUUAUACGCCAACUUGAAUGUCUCCUUAAUAGAGUCUCUUUGUGGGCUUUCUAGAAUUGUCAUGAAACAUCUUGAUGGUACAGGAAUUAAGCUCAGUAUACCUAAAGGAAAAGUUCUUAGACCAAAUGACUAUGUCAAAGUGUGGGGCCAAGGUAUGCCGAUUUUAAACUCUGACCUUAGAGGUGAUUUGUAUUUAAAAGUUGUUGUUGAAUUUCCAAGAGAUGGCUGGUGCGUGGAUUCGACGGAUAUUGAUAGAUUGAAAGCUUCUCUACCAGAGUCUCAAUUUCAGAAGCCUAAAUCCUUUGACGUCCCAUUUAACGACAUCAAUGAUGCUGAUUAUCAAAUUAUUAGUGAAACCAUAUUACCAAAAAAUGCAGAGACAGAGAGUGAAGAGGGGUUUGGUUAUACCAAUGGCGGUGGCUUUAAAGGACGCCAAAACGACUUCACUGAAGAAGGCAACUGCACAACUCAAUAG